Molecule: messenger RNA, 1546 nt
Organism: Hippoglossus stenolepis (Pacific halibut)
Lineage: Eukaryota; Metazoa; Chordata; Actinopteri; Pleuronectiformes; Pleuronectidae
Gene: dnd1
Product: DND microRNA-mediated repression inhibitor 1
Exons: 5
Coding region: 130-1338 (402 amino acids)
Biological process (GO): negative regulation of miRNA-mediated gene silencing; mRNA stabilization
Cellular component (GO): cytoplasm; nucleus
Molecular function (GO): mRNA binding
Source: RefSeq, a predicted model, not a curated record
AGCCUCCAGGUAGGAUCUCCCUUCCUACCUGUUGAACGUUGAAGUGAAGGCGGGUCAAGUCCAUAUGAGGGUGUGGGCACAGGGCCUAGUGAGGAGUGGGUGAGGAGUGAAGGGUGUCACUGACCAAUAAUGGGACUGAUCCAGAUGCAGCCGCGGGGCGACAGAGUGGCGUCACAGAACCCAGCGAUGAUGGUGGAGGUGAUGGAGGCCGCGCAGAGCCAGGUCCUGAACCUUGAGCGGGUGCAAGAGCUGGAAACCUGGCUGAAAACCACAGACACAAAACUGAUUCAGGUCAACGGCCAGAGGAAGUAUGGAGGACCACCUGAGGUGUGGCAAGGCCCCAUCCCAGGAGCCAACUGUGAGAUCUUCAUCAGCCAGAUCCCACGGGACAUCUACGAGGACCAGCUGAUUCCCCUGUUCAGCUCUGUGGGGCCUCUCUGGGAGUUUAGGCUCAUGAUGAACUUCAGCGGGCAGAACCGUGGCUUUGCAUAUGCUAAAUACAGCUCAUCGGCUUUAGCUACUGAAACAAUCUGCAUGCUGGAUGGCUACAUGCUGGAGCCCGGCUCCUGCAUCAAGGUCAGCCAGAGUAUAGAGAAGAGACACCUCUGCAUUGAAGAGCUGCCGGCCACCACCAGGCAAGAGGACCUGCUGAAGGUUCUGCGUGUGAUGGCUGAGGGCGUGCAGAAAGUUUCUCUGACAGCUGGGCCUGGUAUCGAGGGGGUGUCGGCCACAGUACGCUUCUCAUCCCACUACACUGCUUCUAUGGCCAAGAAGAUGCUGGUUGAAGUGUUCAAGAAGCAGUUUGCACUGAAUGUCUCAAUCAUAUGGCAGUCGAGUGUGAAGCUGCACCCAGAUGAACCGCUGACUCCUAAGAGCCUCCUGGCAUCUCCCCUGAGGCCGCCAUGCCACAUCCUGAAGUCUCCACAGCCCUCAGUCCUGCAUCCACGCCUGGCCUCUCAUCCACCCACCCCCCCAGGUUUCUGCAGAGCAGUGGGAGGACCCACUGCCGUUCUGCACCCUCACUGUCCCCACCACCUCACAUUUUCCUCUUCGCAGGGAGAUGUAGUGCCUGUAGAAUCCCCAGUGAUGCUCCUGAGUAAGGUGUGUGAGGUGACGGGGGUUGGUCAGCCACGCUAUGAGAUGUACUACACCCACGCUGGAAGAAAUGGAUUCCUCCACUUCACCUACACAGUGUGUAUCCCCAGAAUAACCACUCCAUUCAAAGGGCUGGUCAUGAUCUUGCCAGGACCCACUGCCAGCACCGUGCAGGAGGAAGCUCGGCAGGCUGCAGCCAAACAGGUCCUGCAGGGAAUUUACAACAACCAGGUCUCCCAGUGACAAGCUCAUCAGAUGAGAGCAGGCCUCCUCCUGUAAGCACUGUUCAAGACAAAUGUUAAUGUUAAUGUCGAGGUUUGUUAGUUUAUUUCUGCAUGUUUUUAUUAGAAUAAUAGUUUGUCUUGUUUCAAAUGUGUGGUUUGUUUAAUGCAUGCUCUGUGUGUUAGUGUUGGAUUGUUCCUCAUUUUAAUAAAUGAGAAUUUAAAAAGAA